CAAAAACCCUUCAUUCCCCCAAAAACCCUUGUUCCGAUCUCCCGCCACCAUGACUCUGGUUGCAGGCUCCUAUGAGAAAUACAUAUGGGGCUUCCGCAUCAAAGGCCCACCAGAUCAAGGGCCAGGAUCAGAGGCCCACGUCCUAAAACCUCUCUUCUCCUUUCCCUCUCAUCUUUCCCCCAUCAAAUCCCUCGCCCUCUCUUCUCCCCUUGCCGCUUCCGGCGCUGCCUCAGAUGACGCCGUUAAGAUCUACGACCUCUCCUCCCUCUCCGUCAUCGGCUCCCUAACGGACCAUAACGGCGCCGUUACUUCUCUCUCUUUCUUCACUCCUCCCUCCCUCUCUUUCCCCCGUAACCUCCUAACGGCGUCUGAUGACGGCACCGUCUGCAUCUACGAUGUCGACCCCUUCGUCUGCCUCAAGACCGUUGUGGCCCACAAGAAGGGGGUUAAUGAUCUGGCUGUUCAUCCGUCGGGGAAGUUGGGGCUUACUGUGGGGAGGGACGCGUGCUUGGCCAUGUUGAAUUUAGUCCGGGGGAAGAGGAGCUUCUGCUGCCGGCUGGGCCGGGAAGCAUCGAUCGUGCGGUUUGAUGAUGGAGGGGAGAGAUUCUAUAUGGGGACAGAGGAGAAUGUAUCCGUCCAUGAUUCGGAGGACGCGAGGUUGCUGCUCGAGCUGGAGAAUCAGAAGCGGGUCCUCUGCGUCGUGCCUGGGGAGAAUGGACUCUUAUUUACUGGUGGAGAAGAUCGCAACAUCACUGCCUGGGAUACAAGGACUGGAAAGGUGGCAUAUUGCAUUGAAGAUGCUCAUUCAACCCGCGUGAAAGGUCUUGUUGUUCUUGGGAGUAGAAGCAGCAGCGACGAAGAUGCUGAACUCCCUUAUCUCGUGGCAUCUGCAUCAUCGGACGGUGUCAUACGGGUCUGGGACGUGCGUGUGGCCAAGAAGGAGAAGCCAAAUCCGUUGACAGAGGCCAAAACGAAAUCAAGGCUGACUUGUCUUGCUGGAUCAUCAGUUAAGUCUUUCAAGAGACCAGUAGCUGGAGGUAAAGAGGAGGCGGUCAUUGCACAGGAAGAUUCAUAGACUGAAAAGAAGCAAAUUUUCUGUUACUUACGAGAUUUUUGGAGGAACGGAUAAGUCUUCAUAUGACUGCGGGGCUCACGGAAGCUCGUUUGCUGUGAACUCAUUUUUGUAAGAAAUGAGGGUACCGAAUGGACCUAAAGACGGCUUGCUCUGUGAUUCCAUUUUUUUUUUGAAAUUUUGGCUUUUUAAUUUGUAAACAAUGGAUUAGACUUCGAGGGCAUUUUGAAGACUUGAGUUUAUUUAAUUUUUAGUAGUGAAAUAACUCUCUUGCUUUAUUCAUUUGCACAACUGGUGUUUGGAUGACACCAACAUUCAGUUUGUAUGGAAUUUCUAGGGGAGAUGUGUUUGUACUUA
Molecule: messenger RNA, 1429 nt
Organism: Magnolia sinica
Lineage: Eukaryota; Viridiplantae; Streptophyta; Magnoliopsida; Magnoliales; Magnoliaceae
Exons: 3
Coding region: 50-1075 (341 amino acids)
Molecular function (GO): protein binding
Source: RefSeq, a predicted model, not a curated record